UACGGCUUCGAUACCCACUGAACGUACACAUUCAACCCGCAGAGCAAAUUCUUCAGUCCGAGUUAAUUUCGAAUCAACUCAGUAGCAUUCACAUUAGGGUUUAUGCAUCCUAACUCGCUUGAAGCAGUACCUAAUAGACUGAUAGAUAGCUCAAACCAAACGAAUUGGUCUCUGGUUCAGUGAUCGGGCCGAGAAGCUCGAUGGCCAUACGUAGGCUAUUGUUGCUCUUGAAACCAUUCGAUGUGUACGCAGUUGGUUCUAAGAGUUUACCUCGUAUCACCAAUUCUCAGGUUCUACAUUACCUGGAUAACAGGCGUAAGGUUCACAAGGAUGCUGUAAACUUUUGUCAGAACAUACUAAGGCAAAAGUCAGUUGAUUGGGAAACUAUUUUACGCACCGACUUAUCACAACCAAUCCGUGAUUUUGAUUUAGUUGUUACGGUUGGUGGCGAUGGAACACUUUUGCGAGCAAGUCAUUUCAUAGAUGACUCAAUUCCAGUUGUAGGUGUGAACUCAGACCCCACACAAGCUGAAGAGGUGGCGCAUCUCAGUUGUGAAUUUGAUGCUACCAGGAGUACUGGCCACCUAUGUGCAGCUACUGUCAAAAACUUUGAGCAAGUUUUAGAUGAUAUCCUUGCUGGAUGCAAAAAUCCUUGUAAUUUAACAAGGAUGUCAGUAAGUAUAAACUCGCAACCACCGGUGUCAACAUAUGCCCUUAAUGACAUGUUAAUUGCACAUCCAUGUCCAUCAACAGUCUCGCGCUUCUCUUUCAAGCUUGAGAAGGACAGUGAAUCAUGCUCUCCGUUAGCAAAUUGCAGAUCAAGCGGUCUUAGAAUCUCAACAGCUGCUGGAUCAACGGCUGCAAUGCACUCUGCAGGUGGAUUUGUUAUGCCUAUUUUAUCUGAGGACCUCCAAUAUAUGGUAAGAGAACCGAUUUUAGGUGGAGCAGGCAAUGGCAUCUCCAAUUUGAUGCAUGGGAUAAUUAAACAAGACGAGUCCAUGGAAGCCAGAUGGUUUUGCGACGAGGGUGUAGUAUAUAUUGAUGGUUCUCAUGUACGUCAUUUUAUCCAAUAUGGGGAUACCCUUCAAUUCUCUUCAAAGGCACCAAUUUUGAAAGUUUUCUUGCCUAACCAUAUCUUAUCAUAGAAUGGUGCACCCAGCUUUUAUUUGUAAAUACACAAAAAAAUCGCGUCCCUUGUACAGAUAGCAUAGUGGUAGAGCAUUGCACAUUGUUUUAGAAAGAUGAGCGAGUCUAUUGUACAAAUAGCAGUGGCUUGGAAACAUGAUAGUUGCUGAUGUUA
Molecule: messenger RNA, 1300 nt
Organism: Mercurialis annua (annual mercury)
Lineage: Eukaryota; Viridiplantae; Streptophyta; Magnoliopsida; Malpighiales; Euphorbiaceae
Product: NADH kinase
Exons: 5
Coding region: 201-1145 (314 amino acids)
Biological process (GO): NADP+ biosynthetic process; NAD+ metabolic process
Molecular function (GO): NAD+ kinase activity
Source: RefSeq, a predicted model, not a curated record